AUGGCUAUGUGUAGGCGCGUGGUUCAAUUAGGGACAAAAUUACGAGGGUUCAAUGUAGCAAGAGUUUCAGCUGCUGUUAAUAUGCUUGAAUUGGAUAGUUAUUCUGUGAAAUUGUACGGUUCUUUGUCCUCACAUUCGAAUAUUGGUCGGUUCAAUCAUAGGCAAAUGUCUCAGCUCGUCCCAUCUAAUGGGAACCGUGUGUUUCUCGUUGAUACAUUAGCACUGGUGAGGAGCUUAGAAGCUCAAGGUGUGCCUUCAAAACAGGCAGAGGCAAUAACUGCUGCAAUUACUGAAGUUUUGAAUGAUAGUUUAGAAAAUGUCUCUCACUCUUUUGUUUCAAAAGCUGAAAUGCAGAAAACUCAGAUGAUCCAUGAAUCUAACCUUGGCAAGUUUAAAUCUGAAGUAAAAAGUUCUCAGUUUUGGCUUGUUAAUUAUGUUCUCUGUAGAAAUUUAGUUAACCCUUCUCCACACGGGUGCCAUAUGGAUGAUGACUGGGCUUGGGAGAAUCCUUUGAGGUUUUUGGUAGGCCCAACAGGGGUGCUAGAGACUCCUGGUGCCAUGGAGUUCUAA
Molecule: messenger RNA, 570 nt
Organism: Ilex paraguariensis (yerba mate)
Lineage: Eukaryota; Viridiplantae; Streptophyta; Magnoliopsida; Aquifoliales; Aquifoliaceae
Source: the annotation of a GenBank genome assembly